AUGAACUUCUUCCGAGACAGAGACGCCAACAGCAAUGUCUUUGACGAUCCCAAAAACGAUCCCACCGCUCCUUCACCCACCACAUCACCGCGUAAGAAGCAAAAGUACGAGUCGCAACCUCCUUCAAGUACCGGAUCUGCCGACGAUGCGGCGCUCGCCAGCCUGCGAAAGCGUAUGGCCGGCCCCUCGUCGGCCAAAGCAGGUCUCGCAAAGGACCAGGACGAGAUCAACAGGAUUAUAUACGAGGUGUCCAAAGGGAGCAAAUUCUUUGAGAACGAGCGCAAGAAAGAUGCACAGACUACAGAGCGCAUCAAUGCGUUGCUUGUACGUCGAGAUCAAAAGCUGCUUCAGGUCCCGCGAGGAAGCGCCGAGUGGCUCGCGAUCGAGCGCAAGAUCGAGGAUAUGGCCACACGUCUUGAAAACAGCCGUGAUCUUUCCAGAACCAUCCUCCACACCGACAUCGACAUGUUCUACGCCGCUGUAGAGCUGGCACGCGAUCCGUCGCUCAAAGGCAAGUGCUUCGGCGUGGGAUCGGGUGUCCUCGUCACGGCAUCUUACGAAGCUCGAAGGGGCUAUGGCGUGCGAUCCGGGAUGGCCGUCUUUGUAGCAAAGGCGCUCUGUCCGCACCUCAUCGUCGUCAAGAACGACAUGCAGAGCUACGUCCAAGCCAGUCAAAAGGUCAUGGCCGUCUUUGAGCAGUACGACGAAAACUUGGCAAAGGCUUCGCUCGACGAGGCCUACCUCGACAUCACCGACUACGUCGAGCAGCACGGAGGCUCGAUCGACCAGGUCGUACAACAGCUGCGAGAACAAGUCAGGAGCGAGACUCAGCUCACGGUCAGCGUCGGCAUUGCACCCAACACCAUGCUCGCCAAGAUCUCGUCCGACCGCAACAAGCCCGACGGUCAGUUCCGUGUACAGCCAGACCGCAAAGCCAUCGUCGACUUCAUGCGUGACCUUCCCUGCCGCAAGAUUCCCGGCAUCGGUCGCGUCAACGAGCGGAUUCUCGAGAGUCUUGGCGUCUCCACCUGCGGAGAGAUAUGGAACAAGCGUGUCGACCUCUGGCUUGCCUUCGAUGGCAAGAUCGAAUGGCUCAUCAAGGCUCAUCUCGGAAUCGGCAACACCAUCGUCGAACCGAGCAAGCGCGAGGAACGCAAAAGCGUAGGCCGCGAGCACACUUUCAGCCCAACCGCUGACACCCAAGCCCUGCUCGAUCUGCUCAAAGAGUCGGCUCAGCGUGUCGAGCAGGAUCUCGAGCGGCUUGAUUUCAAAGGCAAGACGGUGACUCUAGUGGCCAAGCGAGACAACUACCAGCGCUUUUCACGCGCUCGAACGUCAACGAGGCUCGUGCAUCGGGCUGAAGAGCUCUACGACAUUACGAGCUCUUUGCUGUUGCAAGAGAUCGAACGUGAAGGUGCGCUCUCGCUCCGUCUGAUCGGUGUCCGUGUCACUCAGCUCGUUGACCUUCGUGGUGCAGCUGCGGGCGAGGAGAGGCUGCGCAAGCUUUUCCAGAGCAAGCCAGUUGCCGAAGGCGAGGAAGGUGCCACGGCCAAGACGACGCUGCGAAGGACGGCUCGAGAACUGCGGGAAGAGGAAGAGCGUCAACUCGCGCUCGCCAUCAAACAGUCCCUGGAAGGAAGCGCUGAUCCCUUCACCGAAGUGCCAGACCUCAGCCAGGAUGAUGUGGCGGUCCGAUCUCGGUCUCAGACUCCCAUUGCGGCUCGAAUGACACUGCAGAGCGAUCGCAAUUCUGACAUGCCUACCGCCAUCACGCCCCGCCAAGACCCGCCGUCAGAAGAAGAGGGAGCGGUCCAAUGCCCUGUCUGCGACCGGACGGUGCACGGGUCAAACGACCGUCUCAACGCUCACAUUGAUGCUUGUCUCAAUCAGUCGGCUCUCAAUACGUCCCCUAGCGAUCCUGCGGAAGCUGGACCGUCGCAACGAGGCGACCGUCCGGACGCGUCUGCGAAGAGGAAGCGCGGCCCGCUCGAUUUGUUUGUUCGGCGAGGCAAGUAG
Molecule: messenger RNA, 2016 nt
Organism: Pseudozyma hubeiensis SY62
Lineage: Eukaryota; Fungi; Basidiomycota; Ustilaginomycetes; Ustilaginales; Ustilaginaceae
Exons: 1
Coding region: 1-2016 (671 amino acids)
Biological process (GO): error-prone translesion synthesis
Cellular component (GO): nucleus
Molecular function (GO): DNA-directed DNA polymerase activity; damaged DNA binding
Source: RefSeq, a predicted model, not a curated record